Messenger RNA from Chrysochloris asiatica (Cape golden mole), 1082 nucleotides. It is a transcript of the gene TP53I3, whose product is annotated as tumor protein p53 inducible protein 3. The record is from RefSeq and is a predicted model, not a curated record. NCBI's taxonomy places the organism in Eukaryota, Metazoa, Chordata, Mammalia, Afrosoricida, Chrysochloridae. Gene Ontology annotation, molecular function: quinone binding; quinone reductase (NADPH) activity; NADPH binding. The transcript is spliced from 5 exons. The coding region runs from base 16 to 1014 and encodes 332 amino acids.
CUCAGAGAAUAUAACAUGUUAGCUGUGCACUUUGACAAACCGGGAGGACCAGAAAACCUUUACUUAAAGGAGGUGGCCAAGCCGAGCCCAGGAGAGGGUGAAGUUCUCCUCAAGGUAGCAGCCAGCGCCCUGAACCGGGCGGAUUUACUCCAGAGACAAGGCCAGUAUGCCCCACCCCCAGGAGCCAGCAACAUUUUGGGACUUGAGGCAUCUGGAUACGUGGUCGAGCUGGGACCUGGCUGCCAGGGGCACUGGAAGCCUGGAGACUCAGCCAUGGCUUUGCUGCCCGGCGGGGGCCAGGCUCAGUACGUCACUGUCCCCGAAGGGCUUCUCAUGCCCAUCCCCACAGGACUAUCCCUGCCCCAAGCUGCAGCCAUCCCAGAGGCCUGGCUCACCGCCUUUCAAGUGUUACAUCUCUUGGGAAAUGUCCAGGCCGGAGACUCUGUGCUAAUCCAUGCAGGGUCAAGUGGUGUGGGCACAGCUGCCAUCCAACUCACCCGGAUGGCUGGAGCCAUUCCUCUAGUCACAGCUGGCUCACAGCACAAGCUUCAAAUGGCAGAAAAGCUUGGAGCAGCUGUUGGAUUCAAUUACAAAGAAGAAGACUUUUCUGAAGCAACAUUGAAAUUCACCAAAGGCGCUGGAGUCAACCUUAUUCUAGACUGCGUCGGUGGAUCCUACUGGGAGAAGAAUGUCAACUGCCUGGCUCUUGAUGGUCGCUGGGUUCUCUAUGGUCUGAUGGGAGGAGCUAACAUCAACGGGCCUUUGUUCUCGAAGCUACUUUUUAAACGAGGAAGUCUAAUCACUACUGUACUAAGAGCUAGAGACAAAAAGUACAAAGAAAUGCUGGUGAAGGCUUUCACACAACAAGUUCUGCCUCACUUCUCCACGGAGGGCCCCCAGCGCCUAAAGCCCGUUCUGGACAGAGUCUACCCGGUGUCUGAAAUCCAAGAGGCCCAUGUGCUAAUGGAGACUAACAAGAACGUGGGCAAAAUUGUCUUGGAGAUGCCCCAGUGAAGGCAACAGUUGCAGUACAGGACCACGGCCACCCCAGGUCUUUUAACAGUUAACUUAAAAAAUUCACA